Messenger RNA from Nymphalis io (European peacock), 2618 nucleotides. Its product is annotated as agrin. NCBI's taxonomy places the organism in Eukaryota, Metazoa, Arthropoda, Insecta, Lepidoptera, Nymphalidae. The coding region runs from base 198 to 1709 and encodes 503 amino acids. The transcript has 12 exons. Gene Ontology annotation, molecular function: protein binding. The record is from RefSeq and is a predicted model, not a curated record. Gene Ontology annotation, biological process: multicellular organism development; cell differentiation.
CCGAGUCGGCAACCGGGACGGACGUGUGCCGUGAACGUUCAAAAUUAUUUACGUUAUUUCGUUAGUGCAGUGCGAGCGAGUGGUUUUGGAAAAUAUUGAAUCAAAACACCAUGGACGACUGACCGUUAGCAAAAGUGUUGUUAUAUGAAGAUAUUAGUGUCCAAAUAAAACUAAGUGUCAUCAUCUGUGUGUUCAAAAUGGAGUUCAGGUCUCACUUCCUAGCGUCUGCAGCGUUUCUUAUCAUUGCUGCAUCCUGGUGUGAUGGAGCAAGAGACGCGUCCUGCCCCCGAAUCUGUGGCCCGACGCUGCAAGGAGAGCCCGUAUGCGCCACAGACGGAUAUAUCUACCCUUCACUUUGCGAAAUGAGAAAGAAAACUUGCGGAAAGGGUGUGAGGUUAGCCCAAGAUCAAGGCACCUGCUCCCGUGCACAGGGCUCGAAAUGUGAACAUCGUUGCACGGGUGAACGGGAUCCCGUCUGCGGAACCAAUGGACGCACGUACCUUAAUAGGUGUAUGCUGCAAGUUGAAAUAUGCAGAGUUGGCAUCGGUUUAUCUCAUUUGGGAGCUUGUAACAACAUCAGCGCACACAGAGAGAACUGCCCAGUCGACUGCUCUCAGGCACCAUUUGAUGGACCCAUAUGUGGAUCUGAUGGAAAUGUUUACAAGAGCACUUGUCAAAUGAAAUUGCUUACUUGCGGGCAAGGCGUAGUAAGAACAAGUAAGAAACAUUGUCAAACUACACGUCACUGUCGCGAAUCUUGCUGGAGAGCAUCUCGACCAACCUGCGGUUCCGAUGGGAAGCUAUACGCGAAUGCUUGUAGAAUGAAGGCAACUAACUGUGGCAAACACGUCUUCGAAGUACCAAUGGCAUUUUGUGUAUCCCAAGAACGCACUUCAGGGGGUGAUUCCUGUCCUACCGAUUGUUCUGGCCAGAAGGAGAAGCUGGUCUGUGGAUCUGAUGAAAACAUUUAUAGGAACGACUGUGAGAUGAAAAUGCUUAAUUGUGGAGUUAGCAACAGGAAGAUAGUGAAGAAGGUCGACAUGGAAAAAUGUAAGUCGAAGAUGAGUAAGUGCCUCAAAGUGAAGUGUCCCAGUGAAUUCGACCCGGUUUGCGGUACUGAUGCCAACGUGUACACCAACCCUUGCCUCUUGAAGGUCGCUACUUGCCUUAAAGGAGUCCAGCUCGCGCACUUUGGUAACUGCACAUUGCUGCCUCGAAUGGAGACUGAUUGUCCUGAAAACUGUGAUAACGCUCUGGAACAACCUCUCUGUGGAUCCGAUGGGAAUGUUUACAAAUCUGAAUGCGAACUUCGUAAACUUACGUGUGGUCAACACGUUGUCUCAGUUUCUGCAGCACACUGCAGGACAACAGCACUCUGUCACGAAGAGUGUCCAGACACUCCGGCUUUUGUAUGCGGUUCCGAUAACAGAUUCUACAAAAAUGAAUGUAUAAUGAAGAAGGAAAAUUGUGGGAAGCACGUCUUCGUGGUACCACUCAAGCGCUGUCUCUCGCGCUUCCAGUACUCGGGUUGUGCACGUGUGUGCCCUCCGGAGUACGAUCCCGUCUGUGGUACCGAUGACAAGACUUACUCCAACCGUUGCUUCUUGGAGAUGGAGAAUUGCCGAUCACGAAGUCUCGUCCAGCAGAAGCAUUUGGGAACUUGCACGCAUCCGAUCGCAGAGGAACCGAAAAACUAUCUUUAUCGAUAAAUUACAUCCUUAACUCAUAAUAGUUAAAGUCAUAUCAACAUAUUUCGCUUUCACAUAUCGAUGCAUUUUGGACUACGCGUCCACUUUAAAAUUAGUGCCAACAUAAAUAAAAUAAGCUAUCUUUACUUGAGUAGAGACCAAUGUAAAUUGUCUUCCAUUUUCGAUUGUUUGUCAUUUUUAUAUCGGUGUAUGUCAGUACAAAUGUAUUCAAAAUGGCGGCUUAGCGUCACAAAAUGGCGCCAAUCGGAAUUUUAUAAAGUGAUAUUUAAGUGUGGAAUUGAGUAGGUUGAAUGAAAUAGUUUAAUAUUUUUUCAAUGCUUUGGUUAUUUAUAUAUUUUGUAGAUUAAUAUUUAACCAUUACGCCUGUGGUUUUCUAUACAGCAAAAACAUGUCAGUAAUUGCAUUUAUAAAUAAUGUUAGCCCUAAUUUGCAUUUAGAUUAUUCGUUAUCUGUGCAUUUAAAAGCAAAAUUGUUACUCUAUUUUAGCAUUAUAUAAAGUAAGAUAGAUUUAGAAUCAUUUAAUAAGAUUUGACUGUUUAUAUUUAUUGCUUUAUUUAUUAUCUGAAUAGUUAGUGAGGUGUAAAUAAAAAUAGUGUUUGAAAUUCCGCCAUCUUAUUUUGAACUGAAACUGUCACAGAAAGAUAGAUAAACUACAAGAUUUACUUUUAAUUAUUUAUUUUUAAUAAGUUUAAAGCCGGCCAUUAUAUUAAAAUCAGUAUUACAAUGAUUUAUAUAAGACAAUGUAAUGGUUGGCGUGGUGUUUCACUUGCAAUUUAGAAAAUAAUCAUCGACGUUUAUAAUCGUUAUGAUUAUUUUCAUUACUCAAGAUAUAAUAUAAGGAUUUUCAAUAAAUAUUCCUCAUAUAUUUCCAAUCAUAUUCAAAUACUUGAUGUAUACUGUGUCUUAACA